Messenger RNA from Lachancea nothofagi CBS 11611, 1203 nucleotides. NCBI's taxonomy places the organism in Eukaryota, Fungi, Ascomycota, Saccharomycetes, Saccharomycetales, Saccharomycetaceae. The record is from the annotation of a GenBank genome assembly.
AUGCUUUUAAGGCUUCUAGUGCAAAGAGCCGCAAAAUUGGUAAUUACUUUGGCAUCUAUUGUGAUUUUCCUUCAGGGGUCCAUCGCCAUCGUUACACAUCAACUUAUAGCCAAGUUGAUAUUCAACGAUGACCCAGUUAGAAGACAGAAGCAUUUGGACUCUAGCAAGAAAACUUUCAUUCUCUUGUUGGUGACAAUUCUCACCAUAGUGGCACCUUCAAAAGUAAGGAUAACUACGGACAAUCACACGAUCGCGAAGAAUCUUGUGGUAUGCGAUCCCAAAACAGGCAGACUGCUGUCGAGCUUGAAACGAAAGUCUGUCAUGAUUUCUAACCAUCAGAUCUACACCGACUGGGUCUUUCUAUGGUGGCUUGCUUACACAGCAGGACUAGGUGGGAACGUUUUCAUCAUGCUUAAGAAAUCGCUACAACGCAUACCAAUUAUGGGAUACGGAAUGAAGAACUUCAAGUUCAUCUUCAUGAAUCGUAAGUGGAGCAGAGAUAAGAUCAACUUAGCUAAUAGGCUAAGUGAUAUGGACCACAAUGCACGCGGCGUUGGCGAAUUGGCCGGAAAACGAAUUGCUCAUAAGACCGCCGAUGGACUUGAGAUCUGGAAUGAUAAAGGGUCAACCGAAGUCGACCAUAAACAAAUUUGUUGGCCUUAUUCCCUAUUGAUUUUUCCUGAAGGCACAAAUUUAAGCCAGAACACCAGGAAUAAGAGCGAAAUCUUCGCAUCAAAAUCCAAUCUUCCUAUUUUCAGAAACCUAGUGCUUCCCAGAGUAACAGGUCUAAGAUUUGCUCUCCAGGAACUCAAGAAUAGCUGCGAGGUUGUGUAUGACGCCACGAUCGGAUAUUCUGGGGUCAAACAACACGAGUAUGGUCAAGACAUCUACAAAAUAGGAAACAUUUUCUUGAAGGGUCACUCACCCGAUGUUGUGGAUAUCCACCUUAGAGCGUUUGACGUGCACGAUAUACCGAUAGAUGACGAGAGCAAGUUUACCGAAUGGCUACUUAAUAUUUGGCGAGAAAAAGACGAGCUUCUAGACCGCUACUAUGCCACAGGCUCUUUCGAUAGUGAUGGUAGUAUGAAGCAAGUUGUUACAGGCACUUGCAAAAUCCAGGGAUAUGAAAUGGCACGAAUUUUGGCACUUCCGUGCCUGACAAUACUGAUUUUGGCCAUUAUGAUUUGGAGCAAAUAUGCUUAA